Messenger RNA from Darwinula stevensoni, 882 nucleotides. Lineage: Eukaryota; Metazoa; Arthropoda; Ostracoda; Podocopida; Darwinulidae. The record is from the annotation of a GenBank genome assembly.
AUGAACCUCAUCAGGAUCACAGAAUUCGUGGAAGAAACACCUGGCAAGAUGGUCAGUACUUCUCCAUUCCAAAUCUUGUUCUUCAUUCUUUCGACGCUCAGCUUCGUCAACCCCUUGAACCUGGCAGUGCUGAAGGAAUGCGGAAAACUGAAGCGAGCAGGUAAGAUCGUGGGAGGAACUGAAGCGAGCAGAGAUGAGGCACCUUGGAUAGUCUCUCUCAAAUUGAAAACUAAGGGGAAACACAUCUGCGGUGGUACACUCAUCAGUGAGAGAUUCGUCCUUACUGCCGCCCAUUGCGUCCAAGGGGAAUUGGCUCGCCAGAUACAAGUUACCAUACGGGAUCAUCGCAUAAAGGAACAACAGGAGAAACUGCCAUCAUACGUAAUGAAACACGAUAAAGUGAUUCGCCAUGCGGGUUAUUCCAGCGUCACCCAUCAUCAUGACAUUGCCCUGAUCCGCCUCAAAGAACCUGUGGUGUGGGAUGACCUCACAGAGCCUGCGUGCCUUCCUGACUCCGAAGACACCGACUUUCAUGGACUUUCGGGUAUUGUUGCAGGAUGGGGAAGAUUAUCCGAGGGAGGGCUAUCACCCGUGACGCUAAUGAAAGUUACUGUACCGAUUUUGGAGAAUAACAAAUGCAAGACUUUGAUGGCCCAACAUUUCAACAUCAUUGAGAGACAGAUCUGCGCCGGGUUUGAUUCCGGACUCUAUGAUGCCUGCCAGGGGGACAGUGGUGGACCGAUGGUGGUGCGCAAGAACGGGAGGUACAUCGUGGCUGGGAUAGUGUCAGUAGGCGUUGGAUGCGCCCGACCUAAACUUCCUGGCGUUUACACUAACGUAGCACAAUACCUUGACUGGAUCGUAGAAAACGCCAAGGUGUAA